Molecule: messenger RNA, 3511 nt
Organism: Pungitius pungitius (ninespine stickleback)
Lineage: Eukaryota; Metazoa; Chordata; Actinopteri; Perciformes; Gasterosteidae
Product: protein phosphatase 1D-like
Exons: 6
Coding region: 170-1861 (563 amino acids)
Biological process (GO): negative regulation of gene expression, epigenetic; peptidyl-threonine dephosphorylation
Molecular function (GO): cation binding; mitogen-activated protein kinase binding; protein serine/threonine phosphatase activity
Source: RefSeq, a predicted model, not a curated record
AUAUGACGUCAGUACGUACAGCGCGACCUCUCAGAGAAGAUAAACAAAAAAGGAAGGAAGCCUUCGGCCGAACGAUCGCGGCAAAACCGGUUUCAAACGUGCGAGCUACAUUUAGCAACCUCAUGUGCCACUUCAUUGCUUAAAGCCUCACCAUCUAACUUUCCCAGUCAUGGACGAGGGACUCAUAUUUCGAAUGAGUGCGUUUUCCGAGCAAGGGGGGAGGAAAUACAUGGAGGAUGUGGUCGAGAUAAGAAUCGAGUACGAGCCCACGCCGUCGCCCGUCGAAGACGAUCUGAAGUCGCAGGGACAUGGAGUCCAGGCGAAGGCGGACAGUGAGCCUAAACAACAAACGCCCGACAACGAGACACCGGAGCGCAUGGUCGCAGCCGAGUCGGGCCCGGCCUGCGCGAUGUGGGUCGAGAGCCCGCCUCACGGGGACGAGCGCGCGCCGCCGGGGCCGGAGAAAGAAGUCGCGGAGCGCGCGGUCGACACGCGCAAUUCCGUGGCGUUUUUCGCUGUUUUUGACGGCCACGGGGGCCGAGAAGCGGCACACUUCGCGAGGGACAAUCUGUGGGAUUUAUUAAAAAAGCAGCGGGGCUUCUGGUCGAAGGAUCACGGCGAAGUGUGCGCCGCUCUGCGGAAGGGCUUCGUCGCCUGUCACCACGCGAUGUGGAAGGAGCUACCGGCGUGGCCAAAGACCAUCACCGGCCUGCCCAGCACGUCCGGCACCACCGCCAGCGUGGUUGUGAUCCGCGGGGUCCACAUGUACGUUGCCCAUGUAGGGGACUCUGCCGUAGUGGUCGGAGUGCAAGAAAACGACUCGGAUAUCACGCUGCAGGCCCUGGAAAUAACACAAGACCAUAAACCUGAACUUCCCAAAGAAAAAGAAAGGAUUGAACGCCUGGGUGGCAGUGUAAUGAAAAAAUCCGGGGUGAACCGUGUGGUGUGGAAGAGGCCCCGGCUGACCCACAACGGGCCUGUGAGGAGGAGCACCGUCAUUGACCAGAUCCCCUUCCUGGCCGUGGCCCGAUCCCUCGGUGAUCUGUGGAGCUACGACUUCUACAGCGGGGAGUUUGUGGUGUCACCGGAGCCCGAUACCACCGUGAUGACCCUUGACCCCAACCGGCAUCGCUACAUCAUCCUCGGCAGUGAUGGACUGUGGAAUAUGAUGCCACCCAAGAAUGCAGUCAACAUGUGUUCCAGCCACGACAAAAUGGUGGGGCCGAAGGGAAUGUCCUGCGCCCGCCGGCUGGGAUGCACCGCCCUGCUGUUUUGGAAAGAGCGCAUGCUGCGUGCAGACAACACCACGGUGAUUGUCCUGGCCCUGCAGGAGCGCGGCGGCCCGCCCGUCCCCAUGCAUCGGGACGAGAUCGUUGUGGACAUGUCUACGGGAAUGGACCAUGUUCCCUUCCCGGGAACUACCUAUAACACAUGCGUGGUGCCAAAGCAGAGUGAUGCAUCAAACGCUCCCUCACAACACCAGGAACGUUGCGCCGCGCUGUGGCGGGCAUGUGGGCUGCACGAAGCAGCUUCCCGCGCCCCCUCCCAGCUCUUACCUGACGCUGACUCCGUGGGGGCCGCCCUGCCCCCCCCGGAUGCUUCAGUGAACGAUUUCGAAAAGCAGGCCUCCCCGACCCAAGCGGACUGCGCGCCUCCCUUUAAAAGGUCUCGGCGCUCUCCGCACACACGCACCAGACCGAGAGGUGCGCGCCGUCGCCCCGGCCCGUCCUCUGGCAAAGGAGCCCCCCCGGAGACCCCGGACAGGGACGUACAAAGUGAACAUUCCAGUCAAAAGAGAAGCUCCCCCGAGGGGAGCGGCAUCUUCCCACAGCACCCAAACUCUACUUUGUGCGUGUGCUGAUUUCUGUCUCAUGGAAACGGUCUUUUUGCUCUGAGGUGGGAAGGAUUGAUCCGUAUCAAGGUCGCCACGGGCUUAUUCCUAGAUGUUUACUUUUUUAUACAACAAGUCUUUGUUUUUUGUAAAUAUGUGGGAGAUUUGAGAUUGUGAAUGUCUUGCUGUUUUAACCUUUUCUUCUCUCCUUGCUGUCCCUACUUUAAAAUUGAGUGUUGGCAGACAUUUUUAAAUCCAUUAAAUCCGCGCAAUCUAUUUUUUAUACGUAUAAGUGUCUAUAGUAUAUUCAAAAGAUGUAUUUUGAGGAUGAAUAACUACAAUCUUGGGUAACAUCAGUUCAACAAAAAGAUGAGACAUCCAGAUGGAAUUUCUAAUGAAUGAAUUCUCUGUUUUAGAUUGAUAUGACUUGUCCGAUGCCAUAACAUCCCAGUCUUUUCUUUAUUCGAGUGAAUACCUCAGACCAGUCUUUUCUGGGAUGAAAUAUGCUAUUAUGCCAUUGUUAGUCGUUUUUUUAUGGUUCAAUUGAAGCUCUUGUUAGUGGUGAUACUGUAGCGUGGAAAUAAUGGAAUUAUUUAAAUGAUCGGAGGUAUUUUUUGAGGGUAGUGAUUAUAAAUCUGUCUUGUUUUGUAUUUACUAGUGACUAAUUAGGUACCGCCAUGAUCACAAUUGCUACUCAGCUAAUUGAUCUUAAACAUAACUUGUCAGGAGGCGUUAAAGGGUCUGUUCAUCCCAAUCAUUUCGCUGGUGGUACUCUGUUGGUGCACAUAAUGUGUGAUUGUAGUGAACUGACCCUUUGACGGAACAUUGCCUGACAAUUCAUCCUUGUUGGAGCGAUUCAUCUCCAUUUUUGACUUGACCGAUGGGUAUUGGUACUGUAUAUGGUGCUCAUGUGAAAAGCCAAGAUCAAUACCUGUGCCUCACUGGAAGGUGGUUUGGAGUAUGCUUUCUUCUUGACUUAUGUUUGCACAAGACCCAGUUUAUUUGAAGUGCCACCUGGGCACUGACACCUGUCCAAUAGCCCUUUCCAUUCUUUUUUCAUAUCUUGUAUCCGUGUGUGGUCUGACCUCAUUACUUGUGUUUUUAAUCUGCAUAUGAAACACCUAAUGGUACGAAUGCAGGAAGUGCCCGUCACAUGGGGUGUAUUGUGAAUUUGUAUCUUGUGUUAACAAUGGCAGCUCAGAUACUGUUUCAGCAGUUUUUUUUCCCCCUUCCUUUCCCAUUAAAGUGUAAUGGUUGCUUUGCACAAAUGAGUUCGAGGUGCUAUUCACAUGUUUUCAUAUUGAGGACUCAAACGGGUGAGAAUCUCCAGGACAUCUCAAUGUCACCUUACCAUCCACACGUCCUGUUGAUGUUAAGGUGACAAAGCAGUCUGUUGAUUUUUUACAGCACGUCAAUAUGCAAUAGAAGUUUGUACAUUAUAUUAUUAUGCAAAAUGUUUUUUCAGGAGUCAAGCAUGCUCGGAUAUACUCUAUGUCGUGAAGUGUCCAGAGGUAAUGGAUGUUAAUGGGCAUGUGUUUAGUUUUUGACAAUGACAAUACUUUGUGUCGGGCUUCGUAUCCACUGCAAGCUGUUUUCAGGACUAACUGUAUAAGCUACAUGCGUUGAAAGGGACGGGAUAAACGUGGUCUGUGUGUUGUAAUAAAGUUCUCAUUUUCUAAA